GGCGUGUGCAAUCUUUAUAAAUCGCGCCAGCAGGUGGAAACUGCAUUUUUCAUAAUUUCUAUCUACAUAAUCAACUGUCAAACAACAAUUGUCAUCAAUCAUGUCUGAUCAACCCAUCAUCCGCAUAGCCACAGAGGAGGACGUCCCCACCAUCCUCCAAUUCAUCCGCGAGCUGGCCGACUACGAAAAAGCACUGCACGAAGUCGAAGCUACACAUGAAUCCCUGCUCGCCACACUCUCUUUCCCCGGCUCACCGCCCAAAAAAGGUUCAACCUACACAGCGCUGAUCGCGCCGCCCGAAACACCGGACAAGCCCGUCGGCAUGGCGUUGCAUUUCUACAACUACUCAACGUGGCGGUCAGCGCCGGGUAUAUACCUCGAAGACCUGUACGUGCAGCCAGCGUCGCGUGGGAAAGGGUACGGGUUUCGGUUGUUGAAGUUUUUGGCGAAGGAGGUCCUAAAUAUCGGCGGGCGCAAGCUCGAGUGGAGUGUGCUCAAGUGGAAUGAGCCGAGUAUCAAGUUCUACAAGUCGGUUGGCGCAACGGCCAUGGAGGAGUGGGAGAAGAUGAUGGUGGACGGGGAGGCGUUGACCAAGCUGGCGGCGGAUGUGUGACGUCGAUAAAAUAAUUAUAAUUAAAUAAACAACUGAAUUGAAAUACUAAAGAACAAA
Talaromyces proteolyticus is the source of this 670-nucleotide messenger RNA. Its product is annotated as acyl-CoA N-acyltransferase. NCBI's taxonomy places the organism in Eukaryota, Fungi, Ascomycota, Eurotiomycetes, Eurotiales, Trichocomaceae. The record is from RefSeq and is a predicted model, not a curated record. Gene Ontology annotation, biological process: protein acetylation. The transcript has 2 exons. The coding region runs from base 101 to 613 and encodes 170 amino acids. Gene Ontology annotation, molecular function: N-acetyltransferase activity.